GUCCAAAUUGAGAGUUGAGGCCUGAGGGGUUCUAUUGAGAGAAAUGAGAUGAGACCACACUGACUACUUCCCUUUUCUUCUUCUUCUUCUUCCUCUUCUUCUUAUCCGUUAGACAAGAUAACGGUGGAGACCAGAGUCUGGAGACUGAUAAUUUAUCUUCAUCACCAUCAUCUUCUUAUUCUUCCUCUUUCCAUUUCUAUGCAUAAACAUUACCAUUAGAACUUUGGUGGUGGGUUUGCUAAAUAGCAUUAAGAAGAAGAAGAAGAAGAAGAAGACGAAGCAUGUCUUGUUUAUUGCCACAGUUCAAUUGCAAACCGGAUACAUUUACCGCCCAAAAGCAUGCCUUCAGAACCCACUCUUUCCCCGCUACUCCCAAUUCUCAUCUCCCUCCAAAAGCUAGAGAUCCGGGCUCUUCCUGGCCACAAUGUGUUUUAUCCACUCCCUCUUCCUCAACCUCUACUGUUCUUAGCAUGGACAAACUCAGGUUACCUUCCUUGGAAGCUAACUCUGAAUCCACUGCAAAUAGACCCUGGACCUAUACUGAGACAAACUUUCAGGCAACUUUAGCCACAGAAACUCUUCUUACCAGCGAGGAGGCUGUAAUAGCUGCUGCUGCUGCUGAAGCUGUUACUCUUGCAAAAGCAGCUGUGAGGGUUGCAAAGGAUGCUGCUCUGCUAGUGAAAACUUCUGAAAAACAUCAAAGUACUUCUGUAGUUACUUUAGAAGCUAGUUAUUCGGAUUUUAAGGGUGUUCAUAAUAUGAAAACUACACAAGCUGCUGUAUUAGGAGAUUCUGUGGGAAGUGAGAUUGCUCUGAUGCAAGAUCAGCCCCUGAAAUGCGAGUCCGACUUUGAGGGACCAACAUGUGAAGAACUUCAAGCACUGCAGGAACAACUCUCUAGUAGCACCGCUGUAAGAUCAAAUCGCCAAACUGAAAGGAAGGCCAGAAGAGACAGAGCUGCAGAGAAGGCUGCUGCAAAUGUUGUGUCUGUGAAAUCUGGCUCUAAUAGCAGGAAAAAACGUUCUUCUGUACAAGAUGUAGAUCAUUCUGAUCCAUUGCGUUACUUGAGAUCAACUACCAGCUCUUCUAGGCUUCUGACUGGAACUGAGGAGAUUGAGCUAUCAGAAGGAAUACAGGUGCUCCUGAAACUGGAGAAGCUCCAGGAAGAGCUUGCUGAACGAUGUGGCAGUCAGCCAACGUUUGCACAAUGGGCUGCAGCAGCUGGAAUUGAUCAAAAGACCUUGAGAAGGCGCAUAAACUAUGGCAUUUUAUGCAAAGACAAAAUGAUUAAAAGUAACAUACGUCUUGUCAUAUCAAUUGCGAAAAAUUAUCAGGGAGCUGGGAUGAAUCUUCAAGAUCUUGUUCAGGAAGGAUGUAGAGGCCUAGUAAGGGGUGCAGAAAAGUUUGAUGCGUCGAAGGGUUUUAAGUUCUCCACUUAUGCACACUGGUGGAUUAAACAGGCAGUCCGCAAGUCUCUUUCUGAUCAGUCCAGAACUAUCCGCUUACCAUUCCACAUGGUGGAGGCGACUUAUAGAGUUAAGGAGGCAAGAAAGCAACUGUAUAGUGAACAUGGAAGACACCCUAAUGAUGAAGAGGUUGCAGAGGCAACUGGGCUGUCAAUGAAGCGGCUUGCUGCUGUGUUAUUGACUCCAAAAGCUCCUAGAUCCUUGGAGCAAAAAAUUGGGAUCAACCAGAACCUUAAACCUUCGGAAAUAAUAUCAGAUCCUGAUGCAGAAACUUCAGAGGAUGUGCUGAAUAGGCAGUUCAUGAAACAGGACUUGGAAAAGGUACUGGAUAGUCUCAAUCCUAGGGAAAAACAGGUUAUAAGAUGGAGAUUUGGAAUGGAGGAUGGAAGGAUGAAGACAUUGCAAGAAAUUGGUGAGCUGAUGGGAGUGAGUAGGGAGAGAAUAAGGCAAAUUGAAUCAUGCGCAUUUCGGAAACUGAAGAACAAGAAGAGGACCAAACAUUUACAGCAGUAUGUGCUUCCAUAGCACAGACAAGACUACAAUUUGCUUACAUAACUGGAGUCUCUUCCCUUUUGAUGAAGACAUCGUCACAAUUUUUUUACUCCUUCAUUUUCUGGUGUAGAAAUUUAGAUUUUACAGUAUCAGAGAGCACUUGUGCAUAAACUAUUUAUUUCCCUCCCCCCAUCUCCUUUGAAAUCAGGCAUUUUCUCAUAUUAUUUUUUAAUGUAUUUUAAUGUACUAGUAAAGAGCAGACACUGAGAAUGAAAGUUAAAAUUGCAAUUUAUAUUUCUAAUGAAAACUUUAUUGAAAA
Cannabis sativa is the source of this 2277-nucleotide messenger RNA. Its product is annotated as RNA polymerase sigma factor sigB. The transcript has 7 exons. Gene Ontology annotation, molecular function: DNA-binding transcription factor activity. Gene Ontology annotation, biological process: regulation of DNA-templated transcription; DNA-templated transcription initiation. The coding region runs from base 282 to 1991 and encodes 569 amino acids. The record is from RefSeq and is a predicted model, not a curated record. NCBI's taxonomy places the organism in Eukaryota, Viridiplantae, Streptophyta, Magnoliopsida, Rosales, Cannabaceae.